AUGGUAGCCCAUCCAAGAGCGCAGGCCAGUUGGAGAUCCAUUUACGCAACUCACAUCCUGCGGAGGCUAGUAUUCCAAUCAACUCGUCACGCAAAAGGAGAGUCUCUCUCUCCGUGGACGCGCCAGUGCAUAUGUCAUCAACAUAUAGGUCCUCCUUCAAAAUGGCGGGUGCGCGAGGAAACGACAUACGAUCUCGAUCCGCGAGCUCCCAAGCAAGCACAAUCGAACUUGCGGGUGGCUGCCCAGGAUAUUCUCCAUCACAAUGGCGGACGAUCCCAACGUCGGCGUGGAGAAUUUGAGGGGGGAGAAUCAAACCAAAUGCGGCCCUCAACCGUGGCCACAGGGGCGUUCCCGACACCUCUUAUUACAUCUGAAUACCUUUUAAUAGUCUGGCCAGUCUGCCCUACCAACCAAGACGAGGCUAUGCAACCUUGUGAGCCUGUGUCCAAUAUCGCUCGGACUACAACCGAGGCACCCGUCCGUCCCCAGAUCCUGACA
Brenthis ino (lesser marbled fritillary) is the source of this 498-nucleotide messenger RNA. Lineage: Eukaryota; Metazoa; Arthropoda; Insecta; Lepidoptera; Nymphalidae. The record is from the annotation of a GenBank genome assembly.